Osmerus eperlanus (European smelt) is the source of this 4001-nucleotide messenger RNA. RefSeq names its product c-ros oncogene 1, receptor tyrosine kinase (gene ros1). Gene Ontology annotation, molecular function: transmembrane receptor protein tyrosine kinase activity; ATP binding; protein binding. The transcript has 19 exons. The record is from RefSeq and is a predicted model, not a curated record. Gene Ontology annotation, cellular component: plasma membrane; signaling receptor complex. Bases 145 to 3282 code for a protein of 1045 amino acids. Gene Ontology annotation, biological process: regulation of TOR signaling; protein phosphorylation; multicellular organism development. NCBI's taxonomy places the organism in Eukaryota, Metazoa, Chordata, Actinopteri, Osmeriformes, Osmeridae.
CUGAGAUGAAAGUUCUCAUUGUACUGUAGUUAGUCAGUAGUAGUUAACAGCCUGUUUUAAUAUUAUCGACUUGACACAAGAUUUUAUCAUUAACUCUAAGACUAAGACUAGACACACAUGUAUGUAAUAUAAUGUGUUGAUGAAAUGGACGUCAAACGGAUGAAGGGUCUUUUGUCACGGACGACAAGAGAUUUGAUCAGUGUAUCAGUGUUUGUCUGUAUGUGUGUGAACGCAGUCAUCCAGAAACCAUCUCAGCACUUUCAGACGAGUGUGCCUGGCACAGGGGUGCAGGCAGACAUUCACAGACAGAACAACUCUGUACCCUCUGUGCCUCUUAGCCUCGUGGUGGAGAGUUUGUCAGGCGAGAGUAUCGAGGUCACCUGGUCACCCCCUGAAGAACCAGCGGGGAUCAUCAUUGGCUACAACCUCAACCUCACAGACCAAUCGCGUACCAUCAGCUCCACAGUCGGAGCCAAUGAAUUCAGUGCUUCCUUCUUCCCAACUAUAGCUAACACGACAUACAGGAUCGCCGUGGCAGCGGUGAACAGGAAGGGCCAGGGGCCGGCGGCGACAGGCAACUUCACCACACCUCCCAGAGAAGAGCCGAGCGGAGGGUAUUGGGUGUUCCUGUCCAGGAUGAGGUCGCUCAGGAGGAAGGAGAUCUCUGCUGGGAUCCUGGAAGAGGCCCUCUGCCUCCCUGAAGAUCUGAUCCAGGACAACAUCACUGGGGUGUCGGUACAUCCCAGCGCCAGCCAGGUGUACUUCUCAGCAGGGCUGCACAUUUGGGUCAAAGGAGAUAAGAAUCUAACGGACCCCUCUGAUCUGGUGCUGUUCCACUCCGCUCCUCUAGGGGUCACUGCUCUGUCUGUGGACUGGCUCUACAGACGGCUCUUCUUCAUCUCUGAUGGAAAGGUGUUUCAGUGUGGUCUGGAGAACUGCCCUGACCCCCAGGAGGUUCCCCUGCCUCUCCCCGACCCUCCCUAUAGGAUCGUUGCAGAUCCGUACAAUGGGUACCUGUUCCUCCUGCUGCCUGAUGGGAUACAUCGCUCCAUCCUCCCAGACCCCUCGCAGGGUCAGACCUUCGUCCUGACGCCAGUAGUGUCCCGCCCCGCCCUGCUCGACCUGGCGGUCAGCUUUGCGAACAAGAGGGUUGUGUUCUUUGACCAGGUCAGCCGGACCAUCUCCGCCACCUUCCUGGAUGGAUCGGAUCACGUGACCCUCCGUCCGGAUAUAGGCUCCUUGCGCUCCGUCCAGAGCCUGGCCUAUGAGAAGGAUCUCUUUGUGCUGACCAAUGGGAGGGUGGUGUACCAGGAAGUGAAACAGGGGAAUGUCUUUAAUGAGUUCCUGGUGGACUGUGACAUCUUGGAGCCCAGCCAGUUGGGGUUUGAUAACGUCCGAGUGUCCAGCUCCUCCUCCCAGCCACACCCCGUCCCCCUGAGCCCCCGGACUCUGGAGGUGGUGUUUGGAGCUGACAUGGCCUCCGUGAGAUGGGAAAUACCUGCACUGAGGAUGGGAGCCAGUCCGUCGUCUUGGCAGAAGUGGACGUACUCGGUGAGGAUCUCUUGUCUCAACAGGUCUGAGGCACUGACCCAGUACAACCUGACCAACACUCAUCACACAUUUAACGGGCUGCGGGGUAACCAUGGAUACGUGGUGACGGUGUGGGCGGAGUCUCCAGGUGGAAGCUCCGCCUCUGUGCGGUCCGAGGGAUCCACGCUCACGCUUGAGGACCACAUAUACAGUCCCUUGGUCAUUGGUGUGAGUACAGUGAUGGGUAUAAUCUUCAUUGCUAUGAUUGUUGCUGUAGUUGUUUGGUGUCGGCGGCCGAGGCAGAGGGUUCUGGAGGGAAUCACGGUGGUGCUUCCCCCUGACAAGGAGCUGGAGGUCAUCAGAGGAUUGGUGGGACUCGCCAACGCCUGCUACGCUGUCAGCCCCCUACCUAUCCACAGCUACACAUCCACCUUACCUCUGUUCCCCCGCGAGAGCCUAAAGCUGCAAAGGCUUCUGGGUAGCGGGGCCUUUGGGGAGGUGUAUGAAGGCAUGAUUGUAGGUCAGCCCAUCCAGGAAGUCAUACCCCAAAAUAGAGUAGCUGUGAAGACUCUGAGAAAAGAAGCGACAGAGAGUGAAAAAGCUGAAUUUCUGAAAGAAGCUCACAUAAUGAGCCAGUUCCAGCACCCCAACAUUGUGCGUCUGCUGGGGGUGUGUGUCCAGAACGAACCCCAGUUCCUGAUUCUGGAGCUGAUGCCAGGAGGAGACCUACGAUCCUACCUCAUGAAGGCUCGUCCGUCCGCGAGUCGCGGCUCGUUGCUCAGUGCAGACCAGCGGCUGGACAUCUGCUGGGACACCUGUCAAGGCUGUGCCUACCUGGAGAAGAUGCACUUUGUCCACAGAGAUAUAGCAGCCAGGAACUGCCUGGUGUCUGUGCGUGGCUACAACGACUCUGAAAGGAUGGUAAAGAUUGGAGACUUCGGAUUGGCUCGGGAUGUAUACAAAAAUGACUACUACAGGAAGAGGGGCGAGGGCCUACUUCCUGUACGCUGGAUGUCUCCUGAAAGUCUGUCGGACGGAGUCUUCAACAAACACACAGACGUCUGGUCGUUCGGGGUGCUCCUCUGGGAGAUAACAACCCUGGGACAGCAACCCUAUCCCGCCCUGUCUAACCUGGAGGUCAUGCACCACAUCAACUCUGGAAAGAGACUGUCCAAGCCUGCAGACUGCCUUCCCGCCCUCUAUGAUCUGAUGCUUCGGUGUUGGAGUUCUGUGCCCGGUGAACGGCCAAGCUUCCGGAUGCUCCAGAUCAGCCUGGUUCAGCUGAGGGGAUCAGAGGCCCGGCUCAGCCCCGCCCAGGGCCCUCUCAGCCCCGCCCAGGACCCUCUCAGCCCCGCCCAGGCCCCUCUCAGCCCCGCCCAGGACCCUCUCAGCCCCGCCCAGGGCCCUCUCAGCCACGCCCAGGACCCUCUCAGCCCCGCCCAGGACCCUCUCAGCCCCGCCCAGGGCCCUCUCAGCCCCGCCCAGGACCCUCUCAGCCCCGCCCAGGGCCCUCUCAGCCCCGCCCAGGACCCUCUCAGCCCCGCCCAGGACCCUCUCAGCCCCGCCCAGUAUCGGUUUGCAGGCCACGUCAACCAGGCCUACCAGGAGGACGAAGCGGACUGCAUCACAGUAGAUGAGGAUGAAGGCACAAGGCUAGGCUUAACUCACGUGGUCAGUGAAGAAGGACUAAACUACCUGAUGUUUAGAGUGGACGGGCCGGGAGAGGAGACCGAUGGAACUAAACCCUGCUAGCCAAAGAGGAUAGCUUAGUGGUUAGAGCAUUGCAGAUGAAGAGGUUGCAAGUUCAUAUCCCUACCUGGUACUAUGUGUCUUGGGGUCUGCUAAUGAACACAUGAUAUGUGAUGUGAAUCCCUGCCAGAGGACUGGUAUUACUAACAAUGGGCCAGAGAUUUUUUUUUUUAUGAUUGUCAUUUAUGAUUCAGGAAUUUUGCACAGACAUGCUGUCAUGGGUUUUUUACAUGGUUUUAUUUUAUUUUUUUUGCUACGUAAAACUUAAAUCUUACAAUGAAUUAAUCAACAAUUGUCGUGGUUAUCUGUUGUUUUCUAUAGUUUAGUAAUAUUGAUACAUGAGUAUGUGUCUGUCGCUUAAAUAUCUCUCAAACUGGACACUGUUAAGUGUGAAACAUGGUGGGUGUAUGGGUCAGGACCAAAGGACGUGCGGGGAAGCACGUUGGUGAAGUUGUUUGGACUCGACAAAUAAAUAAAAGUAUAUUUGAGACAAUAUAAAAGGAGCAGAUGGUGAACAGGCAAGGAGACUGCCUAAAAUACUGAGGUCAGUAUUCUUUAGAUUUUGACAUCCGUUUUCUCAUCCUUCGUUCUGUGCUGUAGAAAUAGUGUGCAUAGGAGACAACUAACGUUAAAUCUAUGACUCAGGUUGGUCUGUUGUACAAUGUCUAUUAAUAUAAUUAUGACAAUAUCGCUGUUGGCAUUGGGUAGAAAGAAAUGAUCUA